AUGGCACCCUGCCGCUGCACCCUAGUUACCUCGGCCACUCUCUACCUCCUUUUCAUGGUCCUCUGUCCCCACCGAACCACAGCACCCCCCACGAAGGGCCACCUGCUGCUGUGCCAGCCAUACCAGAAGUGUGGAGACAAAUUCUUCGACCCUCUGCAGCAAUGCUGCCACGAUGAUGCUGUGGUGCCCUGGAACAGGACCCAGGGCUGCGGGGAAUGCAUCUACAAGGUCUGUGAGGAGCAGUGCUGCGCCCCGCACACUUUGCACAACUUGCUCAUCGUCAAGCCAAGGGGCCAGGACUGCCAGGCGAGCAUAGCCCCAGAAGACCGACUCUGUCCGGGCAAGAUCCUGCCCUUUGCCUAUAACAAGCAUGGCUGCGAGUAG
Ochotona curzoniae (black-lipped pika) is the source of this 384-nucleotide messenger RNA. Its product is annotated as insulin growth factor-like family member 1. NCBI's taxonomy places the organism in Eukaryota, Metazoa, Chordata, Mammalia, Lagomorpha, Ochotonidae. The record is from RefSeq and is a predicted model, not a curated record. Bases 1 to 384 code for a protein of 127 amino acids. The transcript is spliced from 4 exons. Gene Ontology annotation, molecular function: signaling receptor binding.